Carassius auratus (goldfish) is the source of this 3494-nucleotide messenger RNA. RefSeq names its product cadherin-like protein 26. Gene Ontology annotation, biological process: cell-cell adhesion mediated by cadherin; homophilic cell-cell adhesion; calcium-dependent cell-cell adhesion. The transcript has 17 exons. NCBI's taxonomy places the organism in Eukaryota, Metazoa, Chordata, Actinopteri, Cypriniformes, Cyprinidae. Gene Ontology annotation, cellular component: adherens junction; catenin complex; plasma membrane. The record is from RefSeq and is a predicted model, not a curated record. Gene Ontology annotation, molecular function: cadherin binding; calcium ion binding; beta-catenin binding. The coding region runs from base 120 to 2609 and encodes 829 amino acids.
UUCUGCACUACACACGUGUGAUCGUGCUCUCAGUUCAAGACAGAUGCAGGUCUGAGCGUGAGAGCUCAUGAGGUUCCAGUGUUAAAGCUUUCUACCUCAUAUUAUGAACUGAAAUUAUUAUGGCUAAAAUGAUGUUCAGCUGCUUGGUGCUUGUGGGAAUGAUCUGUCUGUGCAGCACAGAGCCUCUAAAACGCCAUAAACGGGCCUGGAUUAUAGACUCGUUUGAUAUUGUGGAGGAACACCCGGGUCCUUUCCCUUAUGAACUGGGGCAGAUUAAACUGGACCGUACCUAUUUAGUGGAGUUCAUGUUAAAAGGAAAUGGUGUGGAUUUAGACCCAAAGGGUGUCCUGUCUAUCGAUCCGCUCACAGGGGUUAUUAAAGUACACAAAAAAGUCGACUAUGAGCAAUACAGCGUUCUGAAGCUGAUCUUCCAAGCGAGAAAUAAGUCCAACUUGGCCAUAGAUACACAACUUGGCAUGGAGGUCAACAUACUGGACAUCAACGACAACCCGCCGGAAUUCAAGAGGGAGGUUUAUGAUGUCACUGUAAACGAAGCAGCAAAACAAGGUAGUUUUAUUGUAGGUGUUUUUGCGACUGAUAAGGAUGCACCAGGAACUCCGAAUUCCACCAUUGAUUACAAAAUAAUUUCUGUCACACCAACAAAUAAAAAUGUGGAAUUCUACAUCCAAGAAAGUAAUGCAAUAUCUUUCAAAGGAUGCUUUGAUUAUGAGAUGGCUAAUAAAUACUAUAUAACAGUUGAAGCAAAGGACCGUGGAGUUGUAAAGUUGUCAAGCACUACAACAAUAAUUGUCAACCUUCAAGAUGGCAACAAUCAUUUACCAGUUAUCACAGGGCAAACGGGUUCAGCUAAAGUGGUGGAAAGGACCAAUGGUACAUCCCCUCUCACAAUACAUACAGCUGAUGCUGACACACGUCCCACUGGUGCAUGGAGGGUCAGAUACUCCAUACAAGGGGAUAAAGGUGGCCACUUUGCCAUUCACACUGAUCCAGACACCAAUGAUGGAAUCCUCACAGUGGUUAAGCCUUUAGACUAUGAAGAAAGCACAGAACAAAAACUCACCAUCUUUGUUGAGAACGAAGAGCCUUAUUUCUCUUGUGAGGUUAAAGAGAGAUCUACAGUUGGGCUCUGGACCGUCGUCACAAAUCCACCAAAUCAGUCCUCUAGGAAUAUUACCAUUGCUGUGGAAGACACCAACGACCCUCCAUUCUUCCCAGAUCCAGUAAGAAAAGUAAUUUUGGAAGAAAAUGGUCCUGUCGGAGUUUUUGUAGACAAAGUGACAGCAGUCGAUCCUGACACUGGACGUCCCCACAAACUGGAGUAUUCUAUUGAACAAGAUCCUGCAGGCUGGUUCAGAGUAGACAAAACCACUGGAGAAAUCUUUGUAAAAGAGUCUUUGGACAGAGAGUCAAUUCAUGUGACCAAUGGGACUUAUAUAGUCACUGUCCUUGUGACAGAGAAGGAUGAACAUCCUCCAAUGACGAGCACUGCUACCAUUCAGAUCCACAUUGAAGACAAAAACGACAACGUCCCUAUUUUAAAGGAGAACAUAGUUUCUAUCUGUCAGUCUGAUGAAGUGUCAGGUGCAGACAUCACAGCCUAUGACCUUGAUGGAGAUCCGUACAGCGGUCCGUUCAGUUUUGAAAUUAUGGGAGAUCAUAAAGAAGAAUGGAGCUUUGACCCCAGUCAUGGUUACACAGUGCAUUUGGUGAAGGGUAAAAGUGUUCAUGCCAGUCUGUACACAUUGAUUUUGAAAGUCUCUGAUAAACAGGGCAUGUUUGUCCUCCAGAAUCUCUCUGUUGCUACGUGUGAUUGUACAGUUUCACCAAACUGUCUAAUGGAGCGCAACACACAACAAAAAGCGGGAAGUGGCUUGAUGGGAAUUACCAUUCUUGCCGCGCUGAUGAUGUUUGCAUGUCUGUUGCUGUCUCUCACUUGCUCUUGUGGGCCUGUGAAGUCUCUGGUGCAGGUAGACAAUGUCUUAGAAGAUGCCCUUCUGCCUUCUAACAUCGAGAAACUUGGCACUGAUUGUGUGGUCCCGACUAUACUAUUAAAGAAGGCAUCUGUCAGUCAAUCAAAGGAUGCAGCUUUUGUCAUUAAUGGGGUUCAACAGACAACUGACAUUCAGGAGGUAUCCAGCAAAGUUACAGGCACUCACAGACUCCCAGUUCAAAUGGAUGAGUCCUGGUCUAGAGACAGAUCCCAGGGUUAUUCCAGUGAGAAGCAGACAUGGAUGUUGAAACAGUAUCAGAGUGAAAACCGCUACCAGGGUUCGACAUUUAGCAGGAGGAGCUUACAAAGAAGACAGGGUAACUUUUUCAUCAGCCAUUCAACUCUACAAAGUUUGCUCUCUCAGAGAUUGCAUUCAAUACAGUGCCCAGAAAACGAAUUGCUUGAUUACGAACCUCAGCUUUACGCAAAUGAGGACAACUCUGAUAAUUCUGUAGUCCUGGACCCCAUAGACUUGCCUAUGGAUGAGUUUGAUCCUGAGCUGCUCUCAGACCUGGGACCAGCAUUUAAGAAUCUGGCUUCGAUCUGUAACCCAGGGACACUGUCAAAAGCAGAAGCGAUGAAGAAUGGGAUCAGAUAGUCUAGUGAUGAAUAUGAGGAUGAAGAUGUUCCGCCACCUUAUUUAGGACUGGUCAACUGUAAGAAAGAAAUAAAGCAAGAAAGAAAGAAAUGUGGACAUCUUUUUUAAAAAAAAACAUCUUCCAAAGAAAAACUGCACUGUUUAAAUUGGGAUUAGUAUAUUUUUGUUCAUAAUGGUUGUUAUGCCUUAAAUAGGUUGGUAUGAUAGCAUUGUUUCUUUCGUAAUUUUUAUGAAAAAAUGGCAAUUAUUCAAACAUGCCAGCAUUAACACAUUCAGUCAGUCAGAGAUUUAUCAAAAUGAAUCAAUUUUCCACUAAUGCAAAUGGUCUCAUAUCCUACCAAUGGCAAGUGAAAUUCCCACUUUGAGUUUUAUUUUGAGAUAUAUUUCAAAUGCUAUAUUCAGUAAUGCACCUGGUAUUACUACCUCCGUUUUAGAAACUGAAAUCAUCUGUAUUUCAUUCAUGUUUACAUACCUUAGAACAGUUUAUGCAGGUAAAACAUUGUACUCAGGGCUACACAGAAUUAUAUCUUCAUUCAUCUUUUCUUAACUGUACUGCCUGUUUUGUGAGAGGAUUGCAUACCAUAACAUUAGAUAUUUAAAUGCCUUUUUUAUACUUACACAGUUAAAAUGUGGAGGGAAAAAUCUAUAAAAAAAGAUUAUUAUUGUGUUUGACCCAAUCCUUGAAGUGAAAAAAACAAAAACAAACAUGGUGGUAUACAUAUAUAAUUUUUUGUCUUACCUUAUUUUCUUAAUUAAAAUGUUUGUUAAGGGAAUGUUUUCUUUUGAGAUCUCCAUAACUGCACAACUGUCAUACACUGUCAUGCCAUUCCAGCUGUCAUGAAUUCUUUUAAUUUGUAAAAAUAAAGAUAAUUUUUCAUGACCAUA